Apis florea (little honeybee) is the source of this 1701-nucleotide messenger RNA. It is a transcript of the gene Hinfp, whose product is annotated as Histone H4 transcription factor. The record is from RefSeq and is a predicted model, not a curated record. NCBI's taxonomy places the organism in Eukaryota, Metazoa, Arthropoda, Insecta, Hymenoptera, Apidae. Gene Ontology annotation, molecular function: RNA polymerase II cis-regulatory region sequence-specific DNA binding; DNA-binding transcription factor activity, RNA polymerase II-specific. Gene Ontology annotation, biological process: regulation of transcription by RNA polymerase II; anatomical structure development.
AUGGCAGAAUUUGCAAAAGAUUUAUUAACUAGUAAAGAUAUACAAAAACAGUGUAAUGAUUGGAUUGAAUCACAAAAAAAUUUUACAUAUACUGAUGAAAUACAAUUUAAAAAACAAAUAGAUGACAAUGAUAGUUAUAAUACUGAUUCUGAAUUUGAUUCCGUAUCAGAAAAUGGUGCAAAAAGAAGAAGAGUUGGUUUACCAGUAAAACGUGAAGUUUAUCAUCUUUCUUGUGAAUGGAUCAGCUGCAAAUAUGAAGCCAAUCAUGUUGAGAAAUUUAUAAAUCACGUGGCCACGCAUGUGUCAGAUUUAAAUACGCGGAUUAAUGAAAAAGACAUUAAUGUUUAUAUAUGUCAAUGGAGCGGUUGUUUAUAUGAAAGUAAUGAUCCUGAUGAGAUUUCUAGGCAUGUUAAUUAUCAUGCUUAUCAUACUAAAUUAAAAUGUAUUGGAUCAAAUAUUCGUACUAGAAUCAAAUUACCUAAAUGUUGUAGAGAUUCUGAAUGGAAAAAUGUUGUGGAUCUUCCAGCACCACUUCUUUGUCGCUGGGAAGAAUGUUUGAAAUAUUUUAGAAAUUAUCAAUUAUAUUUAUAUCAUGUAGCUGCUCAUAUUCAAGAAGGUCCAAGAGGUAACAAAGUUGAAGGAGGUUUAGAAUGCAAAUGGACAGGUUGUAGCAAUUUAUAUCCUAAUUUAUACAAAUUGAGAGAUCAUAUACGACAUCAUACAAAGGAAAAAAUUGUUGCUUGCCCUGAUUGUGGUGCUACUUUUGCUUCUAAUACAAAAUUUCAUGUACAUUGCAAACGACAAAUUCCAAUUGAUGUUCAAGGAUUCCAGUGUUCUCAUUGUAAUAAAUUUUAUCCCACUGAAGGAAUUUUGAGAGAUCACAUGCAAAUGCAUGUUUUUAAUUACAAAUGUAGUCUUUGUGAUAUGAGUUGUGAAUCACCAGCUAGUUUAGCUAAACAUGUUAGAUAUCGACAUGUUUCUACCAGAAGUUUUCCUUGUCAACUUUGCAAUCAUGCUGCUAAAUCUCAGCAAGAUUUAGAUUCACACAUGACAGUUCACACAAAUGGACCUAAUUUUUCAUGUCAUUUUGAAGGAUGUUUAUAUAAAUGCAAGGGUGCAUAUACUCUUGAUAGGCAUAUUGAACGAGUUCAUAGUAUGCAAGUGCGAUGGUAUUGCUGUCAUGAAUGUCCAAUAAAAUAUAGAAAAAGCUAUAGAUUAACAAAACAUUUAAUUGAAACACAUCAAUUACAAUUACCUAGUGGUCAUACAAGAUUUCAAUAUACUCAUGAUAAAGAUGGAUGUUACAGACUACAAAUGGUUAGAUAUGAAGCUGUUGAAGAAGAGUUAAAUCCUUCUAUCAAUCAAUUAAAAAUACAAAAUAAAAAAUUUAAAAUUAAAUUAAAUAAAGAUUCUAAUGUACCGCAAAUUGAGAUUUUUGAAGAUUUGAAUGAAACUGAAACAAAAGAUGAAGAAAAUGAAACAGAAGAAAAAUCAAAGGAAGAAAAUAAUGAAGGAAAAUCUAUGCCUGUCAUUUCAAAUAUUUUGAUAACGAUUGAUGAAACUGAUGCAGAAGGAAAUAUAAUUAGAAGUCGAGUUGUUGAAGCGCAAGAAACUAUGGAAUUACCACCUUCUGAUGGACCACCAUUAAUUCUAACAUAAAAUUUUUUUAAUAAAAUUUAAUAGUAUAUCAUACAUCUUUAU